This is a messenger RNA of Haliotis rufescens (red abalone), 865 nucleotides long. Its product is annotated as fibrinogen C domain-containing protein 1-like. The record is from RefSeq and is a predicted model, not a curated record. The transcript is spliced from 2 exons. Lineage: Eukaryota; Metazoa; Mollusca; Gastropoda; Lepetellida; Haliotidae. Bases 203 to 742 code for a protein of 179 amino acids.
UCAGCUUUCAACACCGAUUCCUUGCCAGGAUGACUGGAGCAGUCCAUACGCAGGGGAGAAUUGUGAUAUUCGGCUUCAAGAUUGUAAAGAUGUCGGCGUCUACAAAUCAUCCACGCCUGGCCCGUUCAACGUCUUGCCCGAGCCGUUCACAACCUCAUUCACUGUGCAAUGCCAGGACUUCACGGACAACAGAAUACCGAUAAUGUUCAGGCACGCAUCCCAACCAGGAUGCUUGGAGACGCCUGUGACGUACCUAGACGUCCCCAGGAAAAACUACAAAUCCGACCUCAUCUCCGACCCCUGCUACAUGUGGCUCGGUCUGGACAGGAUCCACGCUCUGACGCUCGUCCGACCCUACAGCCUUCUCAUUCAGUUCAACACUACGAGCGGCCUCUGGGGUGAAGCUCUUUACAACGACUUUUCUGUCGGUGACGAAUCCUCCGGGUAUAGCCUGUCUAUAUAUGGCUUCACGGGCAAAGGUGUAGCAGGCGAUGCCUUUAAAACGACGAUCUUACACGAGACGCUGAAUGGAGCUACGUUCUGCGCCAAGGAUACAUGCCCCGAGGCGAUAAACCAGUGUGCUGCUGACAACAAGGGAGCCUGGUGGAGCAGAGAAGACACAGAGUGUGUUGGCACCCCCCACAACGGCAAUAACAUCCUUUGCCCUCAGGCUGAGUCACUGACCCCUUGUCUUGAUUACUUCAUGUGGUUGAUUCCAAAUGAAAUAUCAUGUUGCGUUUGACUUUCCUGAACUAUCUCCUCCAGGUGUGAAGCUGGCAAACCAAGGUUUAUAAUCAGGGCGAAUCAUAAUUUACUCCGAUACAAUAUCUUUCUGCGUGAAGAGAUAUCGUAUCGAUGUAAAAGA